CUCGAUCAAGGUAGGCGCCACCUGUAUCUCGUCCCAUCUGUGUAAAAUGCUCACAAUAUAUUGCGAGAAAGUGAAUAUUUUGUCAAACUACCCAAAAGUUAUUUUGCAUCACGGAUUUAAUCAAGACAUUUUGCAACCCUACGUACGACGAUCCAAUGAAACAGCUGGGUUACCUAAUUCAAGAAUAAUGAGGAGUGUCAGGUGCAGUGUGCAGUGGGGGGGUCUGAUCGUCCUCCUAUCCUGCUGUCUACUGUGUGUCCACUCUCAAGUGGAUCCCCAGCAGCACCCGCCGGACUUAGCGAGUGCAGCUCACGCCUCUGGUCACGGUCACCUGGACAAAAACAUGAUCCAGGACAAAGACCACAUCAUGGAGCAUUUGGAGGGAGUGAUCGACCGACCAGAGAAAGACAUGACACCCCAGGAGCUCCAGCUGCACUAUUUCAAAAUGCACGACUACGAUGGCAACAACCUGUUGGAUGGGCUGGAGCUCGCCACAGCAAUCACACAUGUACACAAAGAGGAGAGAGGGGAGAACAGCAAGACGAUGAAAGAGGAGGACCUCAUUAUUCUCAUUGACGACGUCCUAAAGGACGAUGACAAAAACAACGAUGGUUACAUAGAUUAUGCCGAGUUUGCCAAAUCUCUGGAGUAACGUGUCGCCUGGGUGUGGACAUCCUCUGUGCCCGCAACAACAUCAACAACAACAUUGUCAACAACAAGAAAUCUGUAGAUAAGUAGGCGACUGAAAAGCUGCCACCAACCAUUGUUUAAUUUUUGCUUUCCAUCUCGCAGGCGAUCAAUCAGGGUUAUUGGUCAUUUCUUUCUGAGCUUGUGAUACUUCUGUUUUAUUUUUUAUUUUUUACUCCGCAACUUAGCUGGGAGCAGAAAACAGUUAUGCUAGUCAGUUACUAAGCAACAAAAAAGGGAGAACAACUACAUUGGCUUUUGACAUUUAUUUAUGUUUUACUCUGGUGUAUGCUUACACUCACAGUGACAUUUCUGAACCUUCUGUUUUAGUAGGUUCCUUGAAACCAUGCCUUUGAAAAAAAAAUCUUAUUAUUUUUAAAUUAGGGGGCAGUUCCACCAAUAUUAAGAAGAGACACAGUCUUCUACCUAACCCUGACUCGUAAUUCUGUUUUAGUGAUCUCUCAGAGAUCUCUGCCAAAAGGCCUAUACGAUUACAAUCCUAAUAUUUUUAUUGGGAACUAGUUCUACCAGUAAAGUGGUAGCAGAGGUUUCAGUGGCGGGUACAUCGCAAAACCCGUGGCAAAACGACACCACCAAACUCUCUGCAUGGCCCUUUUCAAACAUACAUAUAGUGUGCUUUUGAAUUUACACGUAGCCCGAUAGCAUCUAAUCCGAAUGUCACUGUUUAUUUAAAUGGAGCCCAGUUUCCAUUUGAAACUGGUGAUGUGUACACACUGGAUUUAUUUACACAAUCAUCGCUGUGCUACACUCUACACGGUGGACCAAACUGUUCCCUCUGCAAAUGAUUCCCUUUCAUUUGCUGUUUUUGUUUUUUUGUCAUGAGAACCAAAAAGUGGCCUUGACUUACUUGCGUGCGUGUGGUAGAAGUUGUAUGUUUGAGGUUGCGGACAAAACAACACACCAUUGAAUGUCGCUAGCAGGUGUUUCUGGAGAUUACUACAAUUAGUCAAUCACCAUCUUCCUCACUAUGUCUGCGCUUAAAAAACAAUACCUGUCAUCACAGAGUAAAUGUGAAGCAGUGCCUCACAGCCGACUUGUGUUGACUGGAUCUGAAAGCACACUAGUUGACUCUGCUGCCACUCCAAGCUGAUGUAUGUUUGCCACUCAUCAUUACCUUUUUUAUUUUUCAAAAUGGAUAAAACGUGUCUGGUCUCUUAUGUGUUUGUUGAAUUCAUGUCUUUGGGAUGGAUUGAUGGGAUCCAUAUUUUUGCCAUCCAGUGUUGAUUCUUUAAUCAGUUCACGUUGUUGAUUAUUUAUAUAUAUAUAUAAUAUAUAUAUUAAACAAAACUGAAAGCACAACGAAUGCAACUGCAUUGUUUCUGGAAUGUGAAAUAUUAAAAACUAUUCUACAGA
Molecule: messenger RNA, 2061 nt
Organism: Pseudoliparis swirei
Lineage: Eukaryota; Metazoa; Chordata; Actinopteri; Perciformes; Liparidae
Gene: mcfd2
Product: multiple coagulation factor deficiency 2, ER cargo receptor complex subunit
Exons: 4
Coding region: 47-652 (201 amino acids)
Molecular function (GO): calcium ion binding
Source: RefSeq, a predicted model, not a curated record